Messenger RNA from Tetranychus urticae (two-spotted spider mite), 1155 nucleotides. RefSeq names its product ras-related protein Rab-18-B. NCBI's taxonomy places the organism in Eukaryota, Metazoa, Arthropoda, Arachnida, Trombidiformes, Tetranychidae. The record is from RefSeq and is a predicted model, not a curated record. Gene Ontology annotation, molecular function: GTPase activity; GTP binding.
UAUGUAACAGUCCCUUGAGUUGUUUUUGUUUAUGUUAGAUACAUUGUCAUUUUUCAACACUGGUUAUGUUCAAUUCUAAUUAUUGUUAUUGGCUGGUUUAUUCGUUUUAUUUUGUCAUUUAAUUACAUUUCAAUUGUUUUAUUCUAAUUAUAACAUAAUAAGAUAUGGCUGACGGAGAUAAAGAUUUUUUGACAGUUCUUAAAAUCUUAAUUGUUGGUGAGAGUGAUGUUGGAAAAUCAAGUCUUUUGUUGCGGUUCACUGAUGACACGUUUCACAACGAAGUUCCUGCUACAAUAGGAAUUGAUUUCAAGUCUGCAUAUCUUGACGUAGACGGAGUAAAUGUUAAGCUUGCUAUCUGGGAUACUGCUGGAUCAGAAAGAUUCCGAUCAUUAACGCCAAGUUUCUAUCGAGGAGCUCAUGGAGCAAUUCUAGUUUACGAUGUAACCAAAAGAGAAACUUUUAUGAAAUUGGAAAGUUGGUUUAAUGAACUGGAAGUCUACUCUACUCGAGAAAAUAUGAUUAAGAUGGUUGUUGGAAAUAAAAUCGACAAAGAAAAUCGUGAAGUUUCCCGUGAAGAAGGUUUGAAAUGGGCACGAAAACAUUCAACAUUGUUUAUUGAAGCAAGUGCUCGAACCAAAGAAGGAGUUAAAACAGCAUUCGAAGAGCUGGUCGAGAAAAUACUACAAACUCCUGGUCUAUGGGAAGAAGUGAGACGAAAGCGAAAUAUCAACCUAGAGGAAGAAGAACCAGCGUCUACUGGUUGGUGCGGAGGUUAUUGUGCCUAAUAAUUCUUCGGACAUUUACACAACCACAAAUCUCAAUGGAACCCAAUUAUAUCUGGAAUAAUUUUUUGCUAUAUUUCAAAUUUAAUUGUGAUUCACGAGAUCAGAUAAAUUGAAAGCUACAUAAUGGUUAUUUAAAAAUAUGAUCUCGAUGACUAAAGAAAAAUUAUUCCAACGGGAGAGCGUAAAUUUGAAAGCGAAUCAUCGAAGCUGUUUAAAAUACCUGAUGACAUCAAAUUAUUUAUAAUUAUUGUAUAAAAAGCUUCAAAAAAAUCAAGACCAGACUAAUUAAGUCAUAUGGUCAAAUACAUUUUUUAAAUGGAUAAUUUUUACCAUUACAGAUUACUGUUAAUAAAAGUUGAUGAUCUAAGAA